AUGAUUAUCAUAUUCCUCGUUUUCUAUGCUACGAUUAUCAUAUUCCUUAUUUUCUCCAUUAGGAUUAUCAUAUUCCUCGUUUUAUACAUUAUGAUUAUCAUAUUCCUCGUUUUCUAUGCUACGAUUAUCAUAUUCCUUAUUUUCUCCAUUAGGAUUAUCAUAUUCCUCGUUUUAUACAUUAUGAUUAUCAUAUUCCUCGUUUUCUAUGUUACGAUUAUCAUAUUCCUUAUUUUCUCCAUUAGGAUUAUCAUAUUCCUCGUUUUAUACAUUAUGAUUAUCAUAUUCCUCGUUUUCUAUGUUACGAUUAUCAUAUUCCUUAUUUUCUCCAUUAGGAUUAUCAUAUUCCUCGUUUUAUACAUUAUGAUUAUCAUAUUCCUCGUUUUCUAUGCUACGAUUAUCAUAUUCCUUAUUUUCUCCAUUAGGAUUAUCAUAUUCCUCGUUUUAUACAUUAUGAUUAUCAUAUUCCUCGUUUUCUAUGCUACGAUUAUCAUAUUCCUUAUUUUCUCCAUUAGGAUUAUCAUAUUCCUCGUUUUAUACAUUAUGAUUAUCAUAUUCCUCGUUUUCUAUGCUACGAUUAUCAUAUUCCUUAUUUUCUCCAUUAGGAUUAUCAUAUUCCUCGUUUUAUACAUUAUGAUUAUCAUAUUCCUCGUUUUCUAUGUUACGAUUAUCAUAUUCCUUAUUUUCUCCAUUAGGAUUAUCAUAUUCCUCGUUUUAUACAUUAUGAUUAUCAUAUUCCUCGUUUUCUAUGCUACGAUUAUCAUAUUAUUUUCUCCAUUAGGAUUAUCAUAUUCCUUAUUUUCUAUGAUAUGA
This is a messenger RNA of Acanthosepion pharaonis, 810 nucleotides long. NCBI's taxonomy places the organism in Eukaryota, Metazoa, Mollusca, Cephalopoda, Sepiida, Sepiidae. The record is from the annotation of a GenBank genome assembly.